Ichthyophthirius multifiliis is the source of this 343-nucleotide messenger RNA. RefSeq lists its product as hypothetical. The transcript has 4 exons. Gene Ontology annotation, cellular component: cytoplasm; nucleus. Gene Ontology annotation, biological process: protein phosphorylation; mitotic DNA damage checkpoint signaling. Lineage: Eukaryota; Ciliophora; Oligohymenophorea; Hymenostomatida. The record is from RefSeq and is a predicted model, not a curated record. The annotation marks the transcript as partial. Gene Ontology annotation, molecular function: protein serine/threonine kinase activity; ATP binding.
AAAUUUUGAUGAUUAUGAAAUUAAUUACAAAAAGUUUUUAGGGAGAGGAGGAUUUGCAGAAGUAUAUUAAGGACUUUAAAAAAGCACUAAAAAAAAUCUCGCAAUAAAAGUAUUGAAACCAGAUAUUAGAUGGAGAAACAUAAUAAGAGAAGUUGAAAUUUUGAAAAGGUUAAAAAAAUGUUUAGAAUUAGCUCAAGGAAAAAUAUUAAACUAAGAAGUAAAGUAAUUAAGUGAAGAAGAAGGAGGAACUCCACCUUAUCGCGCUCCUGAAAUUAUACUUUCAAAUUCUUAUAAUAUGCAUAUUACUCCAUCUAUUGAUGUUUGGUCUGCUGGAAUAUGCUGA